Messenger RNA from Cololabis saira (Pacific saury), 2376 nucleotides. RefSeq names its product phospholipid phosphatase 1a (gene plpp1a). The coding region runs from base 535 to 1383 and encodes 282 amino acids. Gene Ontology annotation, molecular function: phosphatidate phosphatase activity. Lineage: Eukaryota; Metazoa; Chordata; Actinopteri; Beloniformes; Belonidae. Gene Ontology annotation, biological process: phospholipid dephosphorylation; phospholipid metabolic process; signal transduction. The transcript is spliced from 6 exons. The record is from RefSeq and is a predicted model, not a curated record.
CCGUGAACGCAUCACCGAGGCCUGCUGCCGCUGCACGCCGUCUCCGGCUCCGAUUUCCGACUCGUGUUUUGGCCGGCUGAAAACACGGGACAGGUGUCCACUGGCACUCCUCGAAAGACGACGGCUUUAUUUUUCAAGUUUUGAACAACUGUGAGGUCUCCAUGGGCCUCACACUGAGUUAUUGGCUGUGCGCUGGUCGCUGUGCGCCCCCCCACAAUAACAGCAGCCGCAGCGGUGAGACGCGUCUUCUGGAUGUGUAGUUGCGCUCCCGCAGAUUAGAACCGCUGCUCUUUUUUUAGUCUCCUUGCAGGGCGUUUCCCCCUAUUCUAUUUUUAUUUAUUUAUUUAUUUGUUUAUUGAAUUUAUUAAUUGUUUUAAGUGACAAUUUGCUGCUGCGAGUUUGUCUCUGGACCUCAGUCGGUCGGAAGCUGCAGUUGCAGCGUCGCGUCCCGAGGAGGAGCGUCUAUUAUUUAUUACAGCGGAGGAUCCGCCGCCGCGCAGAGACUUAUCAGGACUGAGACGGAGAGGAGUCAACAUGUUUGAGGCCAGAGGAGUCCCCUUCAUCCUGCUCGACAUAGCCUGUCUGAUCCUGGGAGGUCUGCCUCUGGCGGCCUUUAACCUGGGUAAGAUCCGCCCCUAUCAGAGGGGCUUUUUCUGUAGUGACGACAGCAUCAAGUACCCUUUCCACCACAGCACCGUCACCUCCACGGUGCUCUACACCGUGGGCUUCAGCCUGCCUAUUAGCUGCAUGAUCUUUGGCGAGUGCCUUUUAGUUUAUUUUAACCGCCUCAAGUCGAAGUCAUCCUUCGGCAGCUAUGUUGCCUGUGUUUACAAAGCCGUUGGGACCUUCCUUUUCGGCGCCGCGAUGAGUCAGUCUCUGACGGACAUCGCCAAGUACUCCAUCGGCCGGCUCAGGCCGCACUUCCUGCACGUGUGCAAACCUGAUUGGACCACCAUCAACUGCUCAGCAGGGGCUUAUAUCGAAAACUUCGCCUGCACUGGAGACCCGACGACAGUCGGUGAGGGCAGACUGUCCUUCUACUCCGGCCACUCGUCUUUCUCCAUGUACUGCAUGCUGUUCCUCGCUCUCUACCUGCAGGCUCGCCUCCAGAUGCAGUGGGCUCGGCUGCUGAGGCCAACCCUUCAGUUUUUCCUGGUCGCCGCCUCAGUGUACACGGGUCUGUCGAGGGUGUCCGAUUACAAACAUCACUGGAGCGACGUGCUGACCGGACUCCUGCAGGGAGCGCUGAUGGCUCUGCUAGUGGUCUUUUUUGUAUCAGACUUUUUCAAGCCAUGUGAAGAAGCCCGUAAAGAAGAAGACAUCCCUCACACGACCCUGCAGGAAACACCCACUAAUGGAAACCACUUUGAGAGUCCCAAUUAAGCUAAGAGAAUAGUGGCGAGCUCCGCUCUGUCCGAACGCACACCCAGGAUUCCCAGCUCUCAAGCCUUUCAUCUCAUGCAAAUUUGUCAUCAGAUACCCUGCAUGGACUUCCAACGCGAACUACCUGAUUAUACUUUAAGCAAGCUGAACUGAACCGCACAUGGCCUAAUCAGAUUUCAGACUAGGUAACUUUGCUGUCUCAUCCACCAAAUGUGCCGGUGGAAAAUGGUGACGACCUGUCAAACCCACUGAAGUGACUGACAGAAAAUUUAAAGAUGGAGGCUAGAGAUUUUGGAUAGUAUAAGAAACAUUUAGCAUGAUCUACUGUGGCGGUGAGAAGACUUGCCUGCAUGCACAUACUAAAGGGUCUGACCACUGCUGGGAAAGAUGGGGGAGUUGGAAACCUGUGAAUGUAACCCUGCUCUGUGCUUUUCCUGACCUGGAGAACCUGAUCUAGGAUGAGCUUUGCAUCUCCAGCAUCCAGAAGUGAGUCUUUUAAACGUUGCCGCCUCAGGGCUGGUUGAAACAGGAAAGUGUCUCAUGGAGCAAGUAUGCUGGAGGAUAAAACUCAUCCUAGAUCAGGCGGGCAGCAGCCUGCACAUCUGGAACUGCUGACUCCAGGUCGCUGCCGACAUACUCUUCAACUCUCCAACAUGAUGUUUGGUUGGAGUCCUGAAGACUAGACCGACAGUCUGAGUCCCGUGUUGCCUUUGCUUGACUGCUGCAGCUGCUAUCACAGCUCCCUGUGCAUCUAGUGGAAACAAGUAAAUAGACAAUAUGCUUUUGUAUAAUCUGUAUUUUAACAAGUGAUCAUACAGACUUGUAUUGAAAAAUAACAGUAAAUAUGUACAAAUGUUGUUGAGGAAAAAUAAAGCCAUUUUACUUAUGACCAUGAACACGUAUGGAGCAAGUAUUUACUGUACUAUUAUGCAUCGAUUGCCCACGGAAAUAAAAUCUAAAUUAAAAGCAUGAUUGUUGAACAUAUGACUAAAA